Messenger RNA from Lolium rigidum, 1455 nucleotides. RefSeq names its product cytosolic Fe-S cluster assembly factor NBP35-like. The transcript is spliced from 3 exons. The record is from RefSeq and is a predicted model, not a curated record. Gene Ontology annotation, biological process: iron-sulfur cluster assembly. Gene Ontology annotation, cellular component: cytosol. Lineage: Eukaryota; Viridiplantae; Streptophyta; Magnoliopsida; Poales; Poaceae. Bases 1 to 1104 code for a protein of 367 amino acids. Gene Ontology annotation, molecular function: ATP-dependent FeS chaperone activity; 4 iron, 4 sulfur cluster binding; ATP binding.
AUGCCAGGUGAAAUUUCUCCAGCAGCCGCCGCCGCAGCGAAGGGAGGGAACGGGGAGGCGAGCGGCGCCGGCGACGGCGGCGGAGAUGUCCCGGCGGACGCCAACGACCAUUGCCCCGGGACGCAGUCGGAUGCGGCGGGGAAGGCGGAGUCAUGCGCAGGAUGCCCCAAUCAGCAGAUCUGCGCCACCGCACCCACGGGCCCUGACCCCGAUCUGCUUGUCAUCACUGAGCGAAUGAGUACUGUGAAACAUAAGAUACUGGUAAUGUCUGGCAAGGGUGGUGUCGGGAAGAGUACGUUUUCAGCCCAGCUCUCAUUUGCCCUUGCUGAGGACUAUCAGGUCGGUCUUCUAGACAUAGACAUAUGCGGACCUAGCAUCCCAAAAAUGUUAGGCCUCGAAGGCCAGGAUAUUCAUCAAAGCAAUGCUGGCUGGUCACCAGUGUAUGUUGAGUCCAAUCUUGGUGUCAUGUCAGUUGGCUUCUUGCUGCCCGACCCAGAUGAUGCUGUCAUAUGGAGGGGUCCUCGCAAGAGUGGACUCAUCAAAAAGUUCGUAAUGGAUGUUGAUUGGGGAGAGAUUGACUACCUCGUGGUGGAUGCUCCUCCAGGAACCUCAGAUGAAAAUAUAUCAAUUGUUUCGUACCUCCAGAUUUCAGGAAUAGAUGGUGCCAUCAUCGUCACCACCCCACAGCAAGUUUCUCUAAUUGACGCAAGGAAGAUGAUAAACUUCUGCAAAGAGGUUAAGGUUCCUGUCUUGGGUGUUGUUGAGAACAUGAGUGGCUUGAGGCAGGCAUUUUCCGAUUUGAAAUUCAUGAACCCAAGCGAGACAGGUGACACCGACGCCACAGAGUUUGCCCUGAACUAUAUCAAGGAGAACGCCCCCAAACUUCUGUCGCUCGUUGCAUGCAGCGAGGUGUUCGAUAGCAGCAAGGGUGGAGCUGAGAAGAUGUGCCAUGAGAUGGGAGUCCCUUUCCUUGGGAAGGUGCCCAUGGAUCCACAGCUUGGCAAGGCGGCGGAGGAGGGGAGAUCAUGCUUCACCGAUCAGAAGUGCAGUGCAAGUGCUCCAGCUCUUAGAAGUAUAAUCAAGAAGCUGUUCAAGCCCCAAUGAGAAGUUCGAGUUGACAGAUAUCCGUGAAAAUGAUACUCAGAGAGGUUGUCUUUUAUGGCACUUGCAAAGAUAUAUACAAAGGAAACAGUACCUCAAAAAUGAUACACAGAGCGUUAUCCAAUACCUCAAAAAUCAGGAAAUAGUUUCCUUUGUAUAUAUCACACAUUCACACACAGAGUGUUGUCUUUUGUGGCACCUGCGGUUUGAAGAAAACCUUCUGUUGUCACAUGCAAAUUCGGUUAGAUUUUGCACUACUGUGUCUUACUACAAUAGGAAAAAACAAAUAUUACCUGUAGAAACUAUGAGAUGUUGUUUACUCACAAAUCAUAAUCCUAAAUUUGAGGUCCUUUA